Messenger RNA from Chara braunii, 1095 nucleotides. The record is from the annotation of a GenBank genome assembly. NCBI's taxonomy places the organism in Eukaryota, Viridiplantae, Streptophyta, Charophyceae, Charales, Characeae.
GGCUAUUUGUCGUUGUUAGCAACCCUCCUGAUGCUCAAGCCAAUAGACGACAGCACUCCUUGAGGGUUAUCGCCAUCAUCCUUCUCUCUCUCUCUCUCUCUCUCUCUCUCUCUCUCUCUCUCUCUCUCUCUCUCUCUCUCUCUCUCUCUCUCUCUCUCUCUCUCUCUUGUGUGUAAGGGCCGUUGGGUGUGAUCUCGGCCUCUGGUUGUGUGUAUCCUUGUGCGAACAACAUCAGCGAUCUCCGGGACGAGUAGGCGGCAGCAAUGCAGGCGGCGUUCAGCAUGAUAGACACCGACAACGACGGGUUCAUCUCCAAGAAGGAGCUCAACGACUUCAUGCUAAAAGUGGGCAUGGAAAGAAGUGAUGAAGAAAUCCAAGGUCUCAUCAAAGACCUCGAUACCGAUGACAAUGGCCAGAUUGAUUUCGCUGAGUUCUCUAAACUCAUGUUUUUCAAGCACGGAGAUGCGGACAGCAAAGAAAAAUUUCUUCGACAGCUUUUCAACCAGCUCGAUCGUGAUGGGAGCGGAUUUCUGUCCGUCGACGAGCUUCAGCACGUGUUGGCAAAGGUCGGGCAGCCGAAUCCGGAGGACCAUGCGAUCAAGAUGAUCGUGGACGCCGAUGUGAAUGACGACAACCUUAUCUCGUUCGACGAAUUUAAGAGGAUGAUGUUGGAUGAUUAUGAUGAUGAUUAUGAUGAUGAUGAUGAUGAUGACGAUGAUGAUGGGAAUUACAUUGAUAGCGAUAAUCAUAAUUAUAACAAUAAUUAUAGUUAUAUCGAUAAUAAUAAUUAUAACUAUGAUUACAAUUAUAGUUAACAUAAUGUAAACGCGUGAGUGAUUCACACAGAGCGAGCGAGAGAGAGAGAGAGAGAGAGAGAGAGAGAGAGAGAGAGAGAGAGAGAGAGAGAGAGAGAGAGAGAGAGAGAGGGUUGUUUUGAAGUCAGCGCCAUUUGACGUGUACGUCUUUGGAAAGCGACGGUCGGGACACUGGAUCCGCCGUUAGGCGUUUCUGCGAGAGAUGACGGGCAUCGUACAGGUGUCGUGUUGGAGACAGGACAUGUUUUCCUAUUCAGGCAAUGCUAUUGUGGUCGAUCAG